AUGACAGAACUACCAAAGUCGAUCGGAUGGGUUGGGCUUGGGCUCAUGGGACUUCCCAUGGUAACAAAUCUUCUGCAGAAGAUGCAUACCGACACGCAGUUUCAUGUGUACGAUGUCUCACAAAAGCUGGUAGAGAAGUUUGUCCAAGAUGGCAAAGGGCGAGUACAUGCUUGCGGGAGUAGUAAGGAAGUUGCAGACAAGUGUGACGUGAUCCUCUCCAUGGUACCGGAAGGAUCUCAUGUUCGAUCCGUCUAUCUCGAUGCAGCAAACGGUGUCCUGGCCAGCUCAUCCCUGGACAACAAAAUCCUGAUCGACUGUUCCACCAUCGAUACCGCUUCCUCUCUAGCCGUUCGCGAUGCAUGUGCAGAAAAGCACCCGAGUACCCGCUUCUACGACUCACCAGUCUCAGGGGGCGUCAUGGGUGCAGAAAAGGGCACUCUAACAUUCAUGCUCGGUUGCUCAACCACAAACUCUGAUCUCCCACUCCUCAUGGAACUUCUCAGCUUAAUGGCAGGCAACAUCUUCCCCUGCGGCGGUCCUUCGCUCGGACUAGUGAGCAAGCUGUGCAACAAUUACUGCUCAGGCCUCAUCGCAAUCGCCGUAAGCGAAGCCAUGAACAUCGGGAUUAAAUCAGGCAUGGAUCCGAGGGUUCUGGCGAAUGUCUUCCAUACCAGUACGGCGCAGAGUGCGAUUUGUGACGAUUGGUGUCCUGUACCGGGGAUCUGUCCGGAGGCUCCAGCGAGUAAAGGAUACCAAGGAGGAUUUYGUGUGGAGCUUAUGAAGAAGGACUUUGGACUUGCGGUCGAUGCUGCUGAAAGAGUCGGGGCGAAGUUGGCGUUGGGGAAAGAGGGUCUUGGGGUCUAUGAGGGAGCAAGCAAGGACGACGGGUGUAGAGGAUUGGACAGUAGGGUUGUGUAUAGGUAUCUCGGGGGAGCUGAAGAUUGGAAGGAGAAAGGUGAGUUUGAUGAGGAUGUUGAGAUGAAGAGAAAUGAGACUAGAAGGCUUUUGAAGGCUGGUAGGGAGGCUGAUGAGAGGAAGAGGAAGAGCGAUUAG
Molecule: messenger RNA, 1053 nt
Organism: Ramularia collo-cygni
Lineage: Eukaryota; Fungi; Ascomycota; Dothideomycetes; Mycosphaerellales; Mycosphaerellaceae
Product: related to 3-hydroxyisobutyrate dehydrogenase
Exons: 3
Coding region: 1-1053 (350 amino acids)
Biological process (GO): L-valine catabolic process
Cellular component (GO): mitochondrion
Molecular function (GO): 3-hydroxyisobutyrate dehydrogenase activity; NADP binding; NAD binding
Source: RefSeq, a predicted model, not a curated record